AUGCCUUCCGAUAUCCCGUGGAACGUCCAGGUCACACAGCACCCGGGUUCUUCCGCCCAGGACGUCCAAGACGAGCCGGAAUGGACGAGUGGCCACCAGCAUCGGAUCGGUUUCCGCAACAGACAGGGUCGCGUGCCCGGCGUGACCCACGCCGCCGACGACGUUCCGGACCUGACGCGAUCCGCCAGUGCCUCCUCUGAGCCCGAGCGCGAAGAAGAAGAAGAGGAGCUCGAGUUCGACCGGGAAGCCAAGCGGGAAUAUGAAGAGCUGCAAUCGCGCGCGGAGAAGGGCGAACUGAUCAAUUUCCGGGACCUCAUUGCCAAUGAGAAGGAUUUCCACCUUCGAUAUCCGCAGAAUCGGAGCUUGGGGUGGAGGUAUGUGCUCGAGGCGACGGAGGAUUGGGUGAAGAAUAAGGAGGAAUGGCCUGCGAAUGUGGAGAGGAGGAAGAAGGAAGAGCAGCAGAAGGCGGAGGAGGAAACGCAUACUGCGGAUGGGGUGUUGUUGAUGAAUGGGGAGAAGCGGCAUCAGGAAUCCGAUCAGCAGGAGAAUGAUUGGAAACAGAAAGAAGGGGAGAAUUCGAAGCACCAUGAUGCUUAUGCUGCGGAUGAUGAGCAGUCUGAGGGCGAGGGCGAGGACCAGACGGAAUAUAAGAAGCUUCUUGAGAGGUAUACGCCGCAGGAGAUUGCUCUGUUGAGGGCAUUGCAGCACGAGAAGGACUAUCGAUAUUCAUUGCAGCAAAACGACGGCAAGCGGAAGAGUCCGCAGACGCAGAACCGGACGCAGAUCUCCAUCGAUGAGCAAGAUCAAUUCUCCCCUGAUAAUUGGCUCCCGCGGUCGGCCGAUCUCAUCAGACUGACGGGCAAGCAUCCGAUGAAUGCUGAAGCCGAACUCUCCACCCUGUUCGAAGGCGGCCUGAUCACUCCCAACGAACUCCACUACAUUCGCAACCAUGGUGCUGUGCCUCGUAUUCUCUGGGAGUUCCACAAGCUGGACGUUGAGAAUGGAAGACUCGUGCUUUCGAUGGACGACAUGAAGAAUAAGUUCGAGCACAUCAACAUCCCCGUUGCGCUCGCGUGCGAUGGCAACCGACGGAAAGAGCUGAACCUGAUCAAGAAGAGCAAAGGAUUCAACUGGGGUGCGGGUGCUACGGGUUGCGCCUACUGGAAGGGACCACUCCUGCGCGACGUCUUGCUCGCUGCCGGGGUGCAGCCCGGGAAAUACACCGGCGAAGGGAAGAUGAGAUGGGUGAAUUUCGAAGGAGCAGACGAGCCCAGCGAGGGCAAAUACCAGACGUGCAUCCCGCUCGAAUACGCCCUGGAUGCGACGAACGAUGUUAUCCUCGCACUGUACAUGAACGACGUCCCCCUCCCGCCGGAUCAUGGAUAUCCCGUCCGACUGCUCAUCCCGGGCUACGUGGGCGGGCGGUGCGUCAAAUGGUUGUCGCGCAUCUGGGUCACGGACCACGAGAAUCAGAGCCAUUACCAUAUCUGGGACAACCGCGUGCUGCCCAGCUUCAUCACGGAGAAGGACGGGGAUUUCGCCACGGCCAUGUUCUCGCACCCGGAUACGGCGUGUAACGAGCAGAAUCUCAACUCGGUGAUUGUGAAGCCUGCCCAGGGGGAGAAGAUCGCGGUCUCCUCCGCCCGGCGCGGGAAGACGUAUCGCAUUGAGGGAUAUGCGUAUGACGGUGGGGGGCACGAAGUGCAGAGGAUCGAAAUCAGCCUCGACGGCGGAGAGUCGUGGCUCUACUGCAUUCGCCAGUUGCCGGAGUAUCCCAUCCGGCAUGGGAAUAAGUUCUGGACCUGGCUGCACUGGCACGUCGACGUGUCGAUUGUGCAUCUGCUCGGGGCGAAGAGUAUCUCCGUCCGCGCAUGGAACGUCUUCAAGAACACGCAGCCCGAGAGGCCGAGCUGGAACACGAUGGGCAUGAUGAAUAAUUGCUGGUACACGCUGCAGACGCAAAUCCUGCAAGAGAAAGACGAUGAAGUGCCGUGUAUCCUCUUCCGACACCCCGUCGAGCCGGGGACGGGCGAGGGGGGUUGGAUGAAGCCGAGCGUCGAGAACCAGAUUGCCAGCGCGAAGCAGGCAGCGGGUGCGCCGCAGAAGGAAUUCACGCGGCAGGAGAUCGAAAAGCACUGCAGCGAAGACGAUUGCUGGUUGGUCGUGGACGGCAAGGUAUACGACACCACGUCCGUCCUGGCCUGGCAUCCGGGCGGCAAAGCGGCGAUCCUGGGCCACGCGGGCAAAGUCCACCAGGAGACGAGCGAGGAAUUCGCUUCCAUCCACGACGGCUUCGCGUACCAGAAACUGAAAGAGUGCAUCCUGGGCGUCGUGACGGCCAAAGCGGCAAAGUACAUCCACGCCGACGCGGAAGCCGCCCGCAAGGAACUGGCAGCGAGUUCGUCCAAGGCGCAGCUGGAGGGCAACAACGAUGUCGUCUUGCAGAAGCAUCGCUGGGUGCCCGUCACGCUCGCCGAUCGCAAGGCGCUGUCCGAGGACACGCGCGAGUACACCUUCACCCUGCCCGACGGCAUGCGCGAUCUCGGACUGGGCACGUGUCAGCAUAUCCAGUUGGGUUUUCACAUGAAAGAUCAGAUGCUCAUCCGGUCGUACACGCCCACGAAGCCUCUCCUUCCGGAUCCCAGCAAGGCGCAAUCCAAUGGCUCCUCAUCCUCUCCCUCCUCCUCCUCCUCCCCCUCCUCCUCUUCCCCCCCCUCCUCCUCGUCACAAGACCUCACCCCCCUCCAAGACGGCCACGGCACCUUCACCCUCGUCGUCAAAACCUACUUCCCCUCCCCCGCCCAACCAGGCGGCGCCAUGUCCAACAUCCUCGACACCCUGCCCCUCGGCGAGGCACUGGAAGUCCGCGGCCCCACGGGCGAAAUCACUUACCACGGCGCCGGCGCCUUCACCAUCUCCCACGAACGGAAAAUUUUCAAGCGCAUCUCCCUCGUCCUCGGCGGCUCCGGUAUCACGCCGGGGUAUGCCCUCCUCGCCCGUUCCAUCCUCGCCGAUUCUUCCUCCUCCUCCUCCUCCUCCUCCUCCUCCGACGGUGUGCAGGUGCAGCUGCGCGUGCUCGACGCGAACAAAACGGAAAGGGAUAUUUUAUUGCGAGAGGAACUGGCGCAUCUGGAAGCGGAAAGUCAGGGACGCUUGCAAGUCGCGCAUGUCCUGAGUCAUCCGAGUGCGGGGUGGAAGGGGCUCAGGGGGCAUGUGAAUGCGGCUAUGAUUCGCGAGAAGCUGUUUGCUCCUUUUGAUGAUGAUGAAGGAGGGGAUGGAGGGGAGAGUGCGGUGUUCUUGUGUGGACCUCCGGGCAUGAUUCAGAAGGCUGCUCUGCCUGCUUUGAGAGGUGAGUUUUUCUGCUUCUUUCUUCUUCUUCUUCUCCCCCAACCCGUCCCGUGUUCUCCUGUUUCUCUUCUGUCGAAAGGGAUGUGUGUGUGUGUGUGUGUGUGUGUGCGCUGACUGAUUGAAAAAUUCUGCAGAUUGGGGCUAUGAAGAGGACGUGAAUCUCUUUGGCUUCUAA
Lecanosticta acicola is the source of this 3523-nucleotide messenger RNA. NCBI's taxonomy places the organism in Eukaryota, Fungi, Ascomycota, Dothideomycetes, Mycosphaerellales, Mycosphaerellaceae. The record is from the annotation of a GenBank genome assembly.